This is a messenger RNA of Siniperca chuatsi (mandarin fish), 3543 nucleotides long. It is a transcript of the gene hnrnpul1, whose product is annotated as heterogeneous nuclear ribonucleoprotein U-like 1. Bases 190 to 2751 code for a protein of 853 amino acids. The record is from RefSeq and is a predicted model, not a curated record. Gene Ontology annotation, molecular function: protein binding. Lineage: Eukaryota; Metazoa; Chordata; Actinopteri; Centrarchiformes; Sinipercidae. The transcript is spliced from 16 exons.
AAAAUUGUAGCAGGCGCCGCUAAUAAACCUGUGUAUGUGUGCAGGUCCUGUUAACUUCCGGUUUUAGGUUUCGGUCUGGUAUCCGGCCCUAGAGGGCAGUAGCGACUGUCUCAAUCUUCUAUUCCGGCUGACCCGCGCAACUCGCGUGAGACAAGCAGACAAAUAAAGACAACAAACAUCUGAAACACAAUGAGUGUUGACGUGAAGAAACUGAAAGUCAACGAAUUAAAAGAGGAGCUCCAGCGCCGCGGCCUGGACACCAGAGGCCUGAAGGCAGACCUGGUGGAGAGGCUGAAAGCCGCUCUGGAGGUUGAAGCCCAAGCUGAUACCUCAGAGCCAGGGGAGCCAGAGGAUGAAUACUGCCAGGACACCCAAGACAACGACGAUGGAGAAGAUGCCGAAGAGCAGCAAGAACCAGCUGAGGACUAUGGUGAUGGUGAAGUUGAAGGAGAUGGUGAAGGUGAAGGUGAUGUCCCUCAAGAGGAAGAUGAGGGUAGAGAUUCAGGUGGUUACUACGAGGAUGAGGAGGCAGAAGGCGAACCUUACGAAAGUCAACUAACUUCAGACUCAGGUCACAGCAUGCCUGACUUCACUGCAGAUGUCAAUAUACACAAAUCUGACAUGAUGUCAGAGGAAGAGACCAAGCCUGUGCCAGAGCCAGAGGAGAACGUUGAGAGCAAACAAGAAGUCAAAGUGGAGGUCAAAAUAGAAGAUGACCGCGAGGCUGCUGGAGACAGGCAACAAGAUAUUCAUGGCACAGAACAUCAGCGCGAGCAAGAUGGCGCCGCUCAGGGUGAGCAAGUCAAAGUGGAAGCUGAUAAAGGUGGACACUACGGCCGCAAGAGACCACAUGAGGAGAACAGGGGUUACGGCUACUAUGAGCACCGCGAGGACAAGAGAUCCCGCACACCACAGCCCCCUGCUGAAGAUGAAGAAGAGAACAUAGAUGACACUCUUGUCACAAUUGAUACAUACAACUGUGAUCUGCACUUCAAAGUGUCCCGAGAUCGCUACAGUGGUUAUCCACUGACCAUCGAAGGCUUUGCUUAUCUGUGGGCUGGAGCAAGAGCUUCACAUGGUGUCACCCAGGGCCGUGUGUGUUAUGAGAUGAAGAUCAAUGAGGAAAUUCCCGUAAAGCACCUGCCUAGUAGUGAGCCAGAUCCCCAUGUGGUCAGAAUUGGAUGGUCACUCAACCACUGCAGCACUCAGCUUGGUGAGGAGCCCUUUUCCUUUGGAUACGGAGGAACAGGAAAGAAAUCCUCUGACUGUAAGUUUGCAGACUUUGGCGAGAAGUUUGGUGAAAACGACGUCAUCGGCUGUUACAUUGACUUUGACAGUGGUGACGAGGUAGAGAUGGGCUAUUCUAAGAAUGGAGUGUGGUUGGGCGUUGCUUUCCGGACAACCAAGAAGGCGCUGGCAGGCCGUGCUCUGUUCCCUCACGUCCUGGUGAAGAAUUGUGCUGUUGAGUUCAACUUUGGACAGAAGCUGGAGCCGUACUUUCCCCCACCAGAAGGAUACACAUACAUCCACAAUCUUGACAUGGAGAACAAAAUCAGAGGCACUAAGGGACCUGCCACCAAAUCUGAAUGUGAGAUCUUGAUGAUGGUUGGCCUGCCGGCCUGCGGAAAGACCACUUGGGCCAUAAAGUAUGCAGAGACUAACCCUGAGAAGAAGUACAACAUCUUGGGCACAAAUGCCAUCAUGGACAAGAUGAAGGUGAUGGGUUUGCGUCGCCAGAAGAACUACGCCGGGCGCUGGGAUGUUCUGAUACAGCAGGCCACCCAGUGUCUGAACAGGCUGAUUGAGAUUGCUGCGCGCAAGAGACGCAACUACAUCCUAGAUCAGACAAAUGUAUAUGGAUCAGCAAGGAGACGAAAAAUGCGUCCUUUUGAAGGUUUUCAACGCAAGGCUAUUGUAAUUUGUCCCACGGACGAGGAUUUAAAAGAACGAACAUUAAAGCAAACCAAUGAGCAGGGGAAGGAUGUGCCCGAUCAUGCUGUUUUAGAAAUGAAAGCCAACUUUACUCUCCCUGAGGCUUGCGACUUCCUGGAGGCGGUGACGUUCAUUGAGCUGCAGCGAGAUGAGGCUGAAAAUCUGCUGAAGCAGUACAAUGAGGAGGGCCGCAAGGCUGGCCCGCCCCCUGAGAAACGCUUUGACAACAGGCAAGGCGGGUUCCGUGGCCGCGGCAGUGGUAGCUUCCAGCGGUAUGACAACCGUGAUGUGUCCCGCGGUGGAUACCAGAACCGCAGUGGAGAUGGAGGCAGUGGAUACAGAGGAGGCUACAAUCGUGGCAACUAUAGCCAGAACCGUUGGGGCAGCAGCUACCGCGAUGGAGGCUCUGAUGCACGCGGUGGAUAUAACCGCAACCAGCAGUCAGGAGGAAGCUACAAUCGCCCAGCCCCUUACAACAAGGGAGGAUACAACCAGAGCUACAGCCAGAGCUACAGUCCAGGGUACAACCAGGGCAGCUACAACCAGAAUUAUUACAGCAACUACAGUCAGUACCCAGGAUACAGCCAGAGCUACAGUCAGACACCUACCACUGCCCAGACAUACAACCACCACCAGCAACAGCCACAGCAGCAACCGCAGCAGCAGCCACAACAACAGAGCUACAACCAGCAAUAUCAGCAGUAUGCUCAGCAGUGGCAGCAGUACUACCAGAACCAGAACCAGUGGAACCAGUAUUACAGCCAGUACGGCAGCUACCCUGGACAGGGCAGCCACGGCUCAUCUUCUGGUUCUCAGUAGCUUCACCCUGCAUCUGUACCUGCAUCCACCUGUGUCCUAAACACUCUGACCUCUGCAGCAAAUCGAUUUUGUACAGUCCCCAACCAUAACUGUCUCUGUCUGGUUUAACACAGUAGCCUUCAUUCCUUACCAAUCAAUGUACACAUAAACUGUAUACAGUUGAUGUCUUGUCAUUUUUUUUUACUGAAUGAAGUCUUACUCUAAGCAGUGACCGUGAGGUGGUAGAUAGGUAUCAAAACAUUUAAUGAAUGUUAUCUAUUAUGCAUUGAAUGUGGAUGUCUGUUGAACUGCAAACUCCACAUUUGCCACAGGUCGAAGAGGUAAUUGUAUAUUUUUAGGAUACAUAGUGUGAAAAAGUGACAGGGCAGGAAAAAUACAGCAAAGCCUGAAUAAUUUUGCUUGUUUUGAGAAGCUUAACAAAGAACAAAAUGCAUGCUUUUUACCUUCAUGACCCUUUCCUCUGUCUUGCUCUUUAUUUUUCAGUUACCGAGUGAGCAUAUUUCAUUUACUCCAAUAGAAUUCAAACAUGGAACAUUUUUUUUUAUAGGUGUUGAUUCUGUAGUAUUUAAGUGUUAAUCCAGUCUUUGAUUGAGAAGUAUAUUUUGCCACUUUGAGUAGUUGUAUGUGUUUUAUUUUUUAUUUUUAUCGCUUUGUAAUUGGUGUUCAUUGAGUCCAGUAGUUAAAUCCUGUUGUCUAACCCAUUUUUUUCUACCUGAAAAUGAAAAUCUGAUUAUGACCAGUUAUUCAAGUCUUCUUGUCUUUAUACAAUAAAUGCAAUUGUAUACGCCUGUA